Molecule: messenger RNA, 1805 nt
Organism: Oreochromis niloticus (Nile tilapia)
Lineage: Eukaryota; Metazoa; Chordata; Actinopteri; Cichliformes; Cichlidae
Product: major histocompatibility complex class I-related gene protein
Exons: 6
Coding region: 84-1130 (348 amino acids)
Biological process (GO): immune response
Cellular component (GO): external side of plasma membrane
Source: RefSeq, a predicted model, not a curated record
CUUUGGAUAAGUCACGUUACCACUCCCAGUUGUUUUUUGUCUGUUGUGUUUCUUGUGUUAGUGAAUGUGAAAAUGAAAAAAAGAUGAAUAGUGUGCUCAUAUUACUCCUCUGCUGCCACGUUGCAUCUCCAGUAAAACACUCCUUGAAAUAUUUCUUCACUGAAAGCCCAGGAGCUCAGAGCAUCCCAGAGUUUGUAGCUGUUGCAAUUGUUGAUGACGUUCAGAUAGGUGACUCCAACAGUGUAAGAGAAGCAACACCAAAGAAAGACUGGAUUAAAUUCUUUGAGGAUCAUCCGCAGCACCUGCAGUGGUAUAGUUUACAAUCUCAUGACAGUCAUCACUUCUUUAAGGCUACCAUUGAGACUUUGAGGCAACGUUUGAACCAAACUGAAGGUGUUCAUAUUUUGCAAAGGAUGAAGGGCUGUGAAUGGGAUGAUGAGACUGGAGAGAUUAAUGGAUAUGAUCAGUAUGGUUAUGAUAGAGAAGAUUUUCUAGCGUAUGACCUAAAGACACUGACAUGGAUCGCUCCUAAACCACACGCUGUCCUCACCAAAAUGAGAUUUGAUGCUCAUGAACAUCAAUUUGAAUCAAAUAAAAACUUUUUAGUUUAUCAGUGCCCUGACUUUUUAAAGGAGUAUUUGCGAUAUGGGAAGAGGUUUCUGCAGACAGCAGUCCUUCCCAAAGUGUCUCUACUCCAAAAGACUCCCUCCUCUCCAGUCAGCUGCCACGCUACAGGUUUCUAUCCUGACAGAGCCGUGAUGUUCUGGAGGAAAGACGGAGUGCAGCUUCAUGAAGGUGUGGAUCCUGGAGAGAUCCUUCCCAACAAUGAUGGAACCUUCCAGAUGAGUAUUGAUCUGAAUGUAUCAUCAGUCACACCUGAAGACUGGCAGAGGUACGACUGUGUGUUUCAGCUCGCUGGUGUGAACGAGCACAUUAUCACCAAACUGGACAAAACAGCGAUCAGGACCAACUGGGCAGAGAAGCCAGCUGACAUGGUGACCUUCAUCAGUGCUGCAGUGGUUCUUCUAACUGUCACCAUCAUCACAGCUGUGGCAUUUGUAGCUUACAAAAAGAAGAAAGCUCCUGACGAUGGCUCUGAGCAGUCUGAGAGACUAAAUCCACAAAGUUGACUGUCCUGCAAAGAGUUCUUCACUUCACUGUCUGUGUGACUUUCCUCCAGCUGCUUCAGUUUAUUCCAAAGUUCAAAGACAUGUUAAAAACACCAAUCAAUAAAUAAAGAACGGAUAAUGAUCACUGUGAACAGGCUGCUAUACUUGCUGUAGAUUGGUGCAUGGUCAUAUAUUUGUAUUUAGCUGCUGUGUGUACGUGUUUCAUGCAAUUAUGAUUUUAUUGUGCUUCAGUAUUUAAUCUCUGCAUUGAUGCAGUGAUUUCACAAGUCUGCUAAAAAGCAAAAGUAAAUGUUAUACCUUUAUUGAUAGUUAUGCAUCUGACGAUGACAGUUUUUUAGACCGAAGUGUGUGAUUUCACUGAGACGUUGGCAGCGUACAAAGCAUGUGGUAUUUUCCAAAUAACAACAAAACAUCUGAAGGAUUACAGCAACAAACCAUCAUUUGAAAAUGAAAUGUUCUCAGUUUAUUAUUUUAUUCUUCUGUGAAAAUGACUAACUCGGGAUUUCCUGCAUUUGAUCUGUGAGGUCACAUGAUCCUGAUCUUUGACCACCUUUGGCUACAUCCUAAUUCAAACAAGGAAAACUGUUGAUCCCACUAUAACUUCCUCACUGUGUUUUUUCUCAUGUAUUUAAACAAACAAACAAACUGAUUAAAUAACUUGAUGUUUGAACAUUA